Vitrella brassicaformis is the source of this 662-nucleotide messenger RNA. The record is from the annotation of a GenBank genome assembly. Lineage: Eukaryota; Vitrellaceae.
CUCACUCAGUCCUCAUCCUUCUUUCUCUUCUUGGUAAUGUCGUUGGCGGGCUUCUCCCUCUGGUGUGAAGGCAUGUCGGAUUCAGGAGGAACACCUAGACAGACGACAGACACAGCGCGGCGGUCUGCGGCGUCUGUGUGUGUGCUCCCCAUCUGUGCACGUUCACCCACCGAUCAGCAGCAACCUCGGGAGCCUCUCUUUAAGCUGCUCAUCCGUCAUUCUCGGGACAGACCUGCCAGGGAUGACACGGCCGCGGGGGCUUAAUGACUCGAGCGCCUCCAGCAUCUGACACACACAGAGAGAUGACGUGCGUCUGUGUGCCUUGCUGUCUUGUGUGUUUUGUGUGUGUGUGCCUGUCGACGAUGUGGAUCCUUCUCAUCUGGCCAGAGCCUUUGGACAGUCUCGGGAAGCUUCUCCAUGGCUUCCAGAAGCUUCUCGUCCUUUAUCCCAAUCGUGCCCAUCUUCGCGCAAGGGAGGUUUCCUUCCUCCUCCUCUGCGAGUCAGAUCUACUGAGCUUGGAGAUCCGCUCGGCCUUGCAUUCUGCGUGUGCCUGUGUGCCUGUUUGGUAAGGAAGGUUGCGCCUGGCUUGCAGGGAGUUCGCUCGUCAAACCCUUGACGGACCGUCGCUGAGAAUGCAAUGACAAUCAUUCCAUCUCGCAUCG